Molecule: messenger RNA, 1068 nt
Organism: Clupea harengus (Atlantic herring)
Lineage: Eukaryota; Metazoa; Chordata; Actinopteri; Clupeiformes; Clupeidae
Product: protein CC2D2B-like
Exons: 5
Coding region: 673-1068 (131 amino acids)
Biological process (GO): non-motile cilium assembly; protein localization to ciliary transition zone
Cellular component (GO): ciliary transition zone
Source: RefSeq, a predicted model, not a curated record
UUACUGCAGAAUCAACUCCAUCCUUUCGCUGAGGUGAACUUCCAAAGCUUGACAUUUCAGACCAGCAGCGCAGAAGGACCUGACCCGGUCUGGAGAGAGGAAUUUUGCCUCGAUUUUAGGUAUGCCUUUCCGAUGACACCGCCAACAGCUGGGCUAGCCGCCCGUCGCAAUUCCUCAUUCAGACGUGCAUCUGUCGAUCACUUCUUUGACUGUGUGUGCUCAUGCACACUGAUCUGUCCUCGCUUGCCUCAGCUCCCCGGAUGGUGACUACAGCCACGCGGGUCUUGCCAAGAUUCAGGAUGACAUCGUCAUCAACAUCUUUGAUGCGGUUUCAUUUCAACUCACGGAGGUGCGCAGAAUAAUGCUGUGCAUCGUGAAAAACACGGCAGGGAAGAGGUCACGGCGGAGUGCAACUUGUGCAUCAACAUCGGGCCUGAUAUUGCCUAUGUCUUUUUUUUCUUUUUUGUUUCUGCCCACUGAAUUACCUCAUAAAUACAUUACAGAAAGGGUUAUAAGGAAAAUACUCAUCCAGUGUCUCUUUGAUGACAGAGAAACACGCUGAGGGGCUGUGGGACUCAGACCUUCUAUGGCAAACAGUGGCUAGGUUCUGUGAACAUACCCUUCAGGACUCUGCUGCAGAGGACAAAGAUCAGCUGUACUCUCAAGAUCAAAAUGGCCCCUUUACUACUGGGCUAUGAGUGGUCUAGUAACGUCUCUCACCAUGGAAACAGUAAAGAGGAAGCCAGUUACCUCAGUGUCUUCAUAACUCUGGACCCACCUAUCACCUCUAAAGAAGAACCAUCAGUCACAGAGAUUAAUCAGAGGCCUUUUUGGGUGUUUCCAACCAACGAAAGCGAUGACAAUCUAAUGUUAGCGCACCAGUUUGAGAAAGCGUGCAGGGCUGUUGGCGAACGGGUGAGGUUCGUCUGCACUGUAGUGAACAGUGACAGACAGCUAGUCCUGGCCACCAGGUUCUUCAGACCUCUCCCACCUCCACCAGAGAUCCUUAAGCGUGAUGGGGAUGAUCACCACAAGGAUAAGAGCCAACUUACUUUCUUGACCCCAUAA